Messenger RNA from Notothenia coriiceps (black rockcod), 753 nucleotides. Its product is annotated as hexokinase-1-like. The record is from RefSeq and is a predicted model, not a curated record. The transcript is spliced from 2 exons. NCBI's taxonomy places the organism in Eukaryota, Metazoa, Chordata, Actinopteri, Perciformes, Nototheniidae. Gene Ontology annotation, molecular function: glucokinase activity; fructokinase activity; ATP binding. The annotation marks the transcript as partial. Gene Ontology annotation, cellular component: cytosol; mitochondrion. Gene Ontology annotation, biological process: intracellular glucose homeostasis; carbohydrate phosphorylation; glucose 6-phosphate metabolic process.
GCAGCAGGGAGGAGGAGGGAGAGAAUCAUGCAGCUUUCUGCUUUCUGCGCACCCCCUCCUCUCUUUCCCACAUUGCUGUGCAGGAGAAGCCCCCUCCUCUCUCACCCAUCCCUCCCCUCUUUCCUCUCCCUCAGCUCGGCCAAUCAGGCGUGUCGGUGGGGGCAGGGCAAAGCAAAAGCACCAUUCCUGUGUUUCUGCUGCAUCUCCCCAGAGCUAACAGGGAGCUAGCAGAUCAGAGGGAGGAGACACGCUCAGACCAGCCUCUGUGUGUGUUCGUGGGGUUUUAUGUGUGUUAGUGUGUGAGUGAGUGUGCCCUUCGCAGACUAGCAGGCACGGCCACAGUGCUGCAAUCCUUUUUCACCAGGCUUCUUCUCGUUAACCUUGCCUUGCUCAGCUUCCGGCCUGCUUCUUCUUCCUCUGUUCAGCGAGGGGGGAGACAGAAACCCGUUCACUCUGAAAACACUUCGCAGUGUGUGUGACAGCUCCAGGCAGGAUGAUAGCCGCUCAGCUUCUGGCCUACUACUUCACCGAGUUGAAGGAUGAUCAACUCAAAAAGAUUGAUAAGUACCUGUACUCCAUGCGGUUCUCCGAUGACACGGUGAAGGACAUCAUGAACCGGUUCAGGAGGGAGAUGGAGAACGGGCUCGGCCGGGACACCAGCCCCACCGCCACCGUGAAGAUGCUGCCCACCUUCGUACGCUCCAUCCCUGACGGAUCAGGUACACAAACACACCACAUAUUUGGACCGCUCGG